CUUCGCCUCUCGCUACCCCCGUUUUAGAUCCGGAAAAUUAAAACCCGAAAAAGUCAACAUCCGACCCGUUAAAUGGAAGCGGCCGGACAUGGCGGAUUCGGGCGCGUCCUCAUCCUCGUGUUCUGCGUCGCCGGCAUCUGGUCCUCUUACAUCACCCAAGGCGUUCUACAAGAAACCUUAUCGACGAAGAGAUUCGGUCCUGAAGGGAAACGAUUCGAGCACCUGGCGUUCUUGAAUCUCGCGCAGAAUGUAGUGUGCUUGUUCUGGUCGCUGAUCAUGUUGACGGUUUGGCCGAGCAGGAGGGGAUCAUCGGGCGGUGGGGCCCCUUGGUGGAGCUACUGGAGUGCAAGCGUGACGAACACGAUUGGGCCGGCGAUGGGGAUCGAGGCGUUGAAGUACAUUAGUUAUCCCGCUCAGGUUUUGGCAAAAUCGUCAAAGAUGAUUCCUGUUAUGCUGAUGGGCGCUCUAGUAUAUGGUAUUAACUACACUAUCCCGGAGUACAUAUGCACCUUCCUUGUUGCUGGAGGAGUUUCAGCAUUUGCACUAUCAAAGACUAGCUCCAAGACCAUAAGCAAGCUUGCACACCCAAACGCUCCUCUUGGUUAUGGACUAUGCUUUCUGAACUUAGCAUUUGACGGUUUCACAAAUGCUACUCAGGAUUCCAUAAAAGCGAAGUACCCUAAGACAAGCGCUUGGGAAAUAAUGCUGGGUAUGAAUCUCUGGGGAACCAUCUACAAUGUGGUGUGUAUGUUUGGUUGGCCUCAAGCGAGUGGUUAUGAGGCAGUGAGAUUUUGCCAAGAGCACCCUGAGGCAGCAUGGGAUAUCCUAAUGUAUUGUUUGUGUGGAGCUGUAGGCCAAAACUUUAUAUUCCUCACUAUCAGUCGCUUUGGUUCCCUAGCCAAUACAACAAUUACUACUACCCGAAAGUUCGUCAGCAUUGUGGUUUCCUCUCUAUUGAGCGGCAAUCCCCUUUCUCCAAAGCAAUGGGGGAGCGUGAUUAUGGUAUUUUCUGGCCUUUCCUAUCAAAUUUUUCUCAAGUGGAGGAAGACUCAGAGGAAACAGAAGAUGAAAACAUGAGCAUGUACUUUGAUAGUUUUUAAUCUUUUUGGUAUGAUAUUGUCAUCUAUUCUUCCUUAUUUGAAUUGAGGGUUGGAUCCUAACAGGGUUCUCGUUGUCAGUUUUAGGUAGAGUUUAGGCUGAUAGAUGCCUGUGAGGAAGGGGUAUACAUAUGUACUUUAAUUAUAUUCUAAUGAAAAUUUGAAUUACUAGUUA
This is a messenger RNA of Asparagus officinalis (garden asparagus), 1272 nucleotides long. RefSeq names its product UDP-galactose/UDP-glucose transporter 3-like. The record is from RefSeq and is a predicted model, not a curated record. Gene Ontology annotation, biological process: UDP-galactose transmembrane transport. Bases 73 to 1077 code for a protein of 334 amino acids. Gene Ontology annotation, cellular component: Golgi membrane; endoplasmic reticulum membrane. Gene Ontology annotation, molecular function: UDP-galactose transmembrane transporter activity; UDP-glucose transmembrane transporter activity. Lineage: Eukaryota; Viridiplantae; Streptophyta; Magnoliopsida; Asparagales; Asparagaceae. The transcript is spliced from 7 exons.